Molecule: messenger RNA, 447 nt
Organism: Cajanus cajan (pigeon pea)
Lineage: Eukaryota; Viridiplantae; Streptophyta; Magnoliopsida; Fabales; Fabaceae
Source: RefSeq, a predicted model, not a curated record
AUGCCCUCCAACAACCGCCGCCACGCGGUCGCCGAGCUCGCCGGCGCCACGGCGGCCGAGUGCGUGGCGGUGUGCUGCUGCUUCCCCUGCGGCCUCGCCAACUUCCUCCUCCUCGCAUUCUACAAGCUCCCCGCGGGCCUCUGCCGGCGCAUGCUGCGGAGUCGGCGGCGCCGGAAGAUGGUGAAGCGAGGCCUCCUGCAACUGCCAGCCGCGGCCACCGUCUGCACGUGCGGCGCAUGCGAGCAGCAGAGAGUCCACCCCAUGUGCGCCAAGGACGCCUUCGACGUGAAGCGUCUCUAUGCGGCGGAGGCUGAUAACGAUAACGAUAAGGAUGACGAGAAGGCUGAGGUUUUGGCUCUUGAGAAGGAGAUGUGGGACCAGUUUUUCAGCACUGGCUUUUGGAGAAGCUCUUCCAACAGAGAAUCAUCCCAACUCUCUGCGCCUUGA